This is a messenger RNA of Populus nigra (black poplar), 1490 nucleotides long. Its product is annotated as L-tryptophan--pyruvate aminotransferase 1-like. The record is from RefSeq and is a predicted model, not a curated record. Gene Ontology annotation, molecular function: carbon-sulfur lyase activity; transaminase activity. Gene Ontology annotation, biological process: amino acid metabolic process. The transcript has 5 exons. The coding region runs from base 53 to 1243 and encodes 396 amino acids. NCBI's taxonomy places the organism in Eukaryota, Viridiplantae, Streptophyta, Magnoliopsida, Malpighiales, Salicaceae.
ACUGUAGUAGAGGAAACCAAAAGAAGAGAAGAGAAGAAAAGAGAAGAGACAAAUGGGCGGUUUAGAGAAUGGAGCCACCAAUAACCAAAACUCUUCUCCGACGACAACUAAGCCCACAAAGACAAGUCUCUCACCGGAUUCCAUGAUCAAUCUAGAUCAGGGAGAUCCAACGUUGUUCGAGCCAUUCUGGAGGAAAAUGGGAGACAAGUGCACGUUGGUGAUUGAGGGGUGUGAUUUGAUGAGCUAUUUCAGUGAUAUUAGCAACAUUUGCUGGUUUUUGCAGCCACAACUUGGUGAUGCCAUAAAGCGACUGCAUCGUGUUGUUGGAAAUGCAGUAACAGAGGAUCGCAACAUCGUGGUUGGGACAGGUUCAACACAGCUCUUAAUGGCUGCUCUGUAUGCUCUCUCUUCUCCCGCUGAUCGCCACCCCGUCAGUCUUGUAGCUGCUGCUCCGUUUUACUCGGGAUAUAAAGAUCAGGCAGAAUUCCUGCGUUCAGGACUCUAUAAAUGGGAGGGAGAUGCGCACACCUUUGAUAAGGAUGGACCUUAUAUUGAGGUCGUAACCUCGCCGAAUAAUCCUGAUGGUGCUAUCCGAGAAGCUGUGGUGAACCGUGGGGAAGGGAAGCUUGUCUAUGACCUUGCCUACUACUGGCCACAAUACACGCCUAUCACUCAACCCUUGGAUCAUGAUAUUAUGCUGUUCACAUUUUCCAAAUGCACUGGACAUGCUGGUUCCCGGAUUGGCUGGGCACUUGUAAAGGAUAAAGAGGUAGCUAGAAAGAUGACUGAAUACAUGCAGAUCAGUUCCAUCGGUGUAUCUAAAGAAUCUCAGAUUCGAGCUGCAAAGAUUCUUGGAGUGCUUGGCGAAGGUUGUAGGACUGCUGAUUCAGAGAACUUCUUUGAGUAUAGCCAUAGCAUUCUGAAAGAAAGGUGGGAGAGAUUGCGAAAUGUUGUCAAGAACAGCAGAGUCUUCAGUCUGCCAAAGUACCCACGAGAUUACUGCAACUUCACUGGAAAGUACAUGGAUUCAAAUCCUGCUUUUGCAUGGUUGCACAGCAAGGAGGAUAUAGACUGGGAGAGUCGUUUAAGAGAGCAUAAGAUAAUAGCAAGAAGUGGGGAGCGGUUUGGGGCUAGUCCAAAGCAUGUCAGAAUAAGCAUGUUUAGUCCACCAGAAGCCUUUAACCUUUUCUUGGAGAGGUUAUCAGCAAUCAUCGACAAUACCAACGGAAAUGUAGUGACUUGAUACAUGGGACGAGAAGAAAGCUCUAUCAUCAAAUAAAAUGUUCUUAUCACGCCAGUAUUAGAGAACAUUAAGAGGACACAGUAGGAUCUAGGCUAACUAGGGAUACAGGGUAGUUCAUACUCGUACAUCCGAUGGUUUAUUCAAAUUUUAAUGCGAUGUAGAUUGCUACGCCUUUGAUUCUAUGUAAACACGGAAUGGGAUGUAUAAUUUAUAUGAACUGUUGCCAAUAUAAUAGACGUGUUUCUUA